Messenger RNA from Pecten maximus, 1810 nucleotides. RefSeq lists its product as uncharacterized. The record is from RefSeq and is a predicted model, not a curated record. Bases 132 to 1796 code for a protein of 554 amino acids. Gene Ontology annotation, molecular function: calcium ion binding. Lineage: Eukaryota; Metazoa; Mollusca; Bivalvia; Pectinida; Pectinidae. The transcript has 11 exons.
UCAUGACGUCAUAAUGAGGGCGGGAUUUAUGGAGUCAGCUGCUGGCAUGUCAACAAUGUGGUAUCAACGUUAAGAAAACGAAAACCGAUUCAGAGAUGUAACGUGUCUCCACAACAGAAAAAAGGUGCGAAAUGAAGCAGAAGGAAAAGAGGCUAUCCGUGACCAAAAAGGAGCUACCGAAAGAGUCAAAAGAUGAAAAGGCAGAUGACGGCGCGAUCAAUCUGCUUCGUCGUCUUGGCAACCAAAACCACUCUAUGAUUAGAAGUAAAAUGAGUUUAACGGACGCCGAAGAAACCAUGCCGCCAGAAAUGUCAAGUAUCGCCUUAGCCACCUCUCCACAGGAUGAUUCUAUCGACAUGGCAUCGUCAGUUAAUCCCCAUAUGUCUGCAUCAGCUCAAGUGAUGCCUGAUUGGUACGAAGAUCUUACAGAUGACCACACGUCCGCAUUCAAGGAAUUGUUUGAUAUGCUGGACUCCUCCAAAACGGGGUUGUUGAAUGCUGACAGUCUGUAUGAGGGCUUAAAACGGGUUGAUAGUGACAUCACAAAAGAGGAAGUCGAAAAUGUGUUGAAGAAACUCGACAAGGAUGGCAACGGUGAAAUCGACUUUGAUGAAUUCCUGUUCCACAUGACACAAGGUGAUAUCCUUGGAGGCGAUUACGAUGAUGAUACCGACAGGAAGAGGGGGCGUAAUUUCUCGAAACGUCAGAGAUUGUUUUACACCGCCAUCACUGAAUUCUCUUUGAAGACAACUUUGGGAGAAAUUGAGAGAUCAUAUUUGGCACGAAUGCGCCAGGCACCCCAUGUUCUUAGUCAUUACACAGCAGGUGUGCGCCUUAUCGGGUUAACAGAUCGCCAGCUCCAAAGGCAGUUUAAAAAGAUGCAGAAAACUGCUAGGAACAAUGAUUCACCUUAUGCGAAACCACUGCCUUUCGUGUCACAAAGCGGCGCAGUUAAACCAAAAAGUAUCAGGAAACAGGUUGGGAGAAAGGAAAUCAGUCAAUAUAAGCUAGCAGAGGAUCGCAAGCAUUCACCACAACAGCGCAAAAAGACCCGAGUACCCCCCAAGGUUAUAGCGUAUACGGAGAGUGACGCCAAACCUGCUAUCGUGAUAGACGAUAUCCCGUCUGAUCACACUAUCCACAAAGACGUGCAGGCAACGAUUAACGAAUCUCUUGAAAUGUGGGACAAACGGAGCAGUAUUGUUUCAAGAUUGCCAGGCAGUCAUCUUAUUGCAAGUCUGAGAGCAAAAAUAAGAACAAAUCUUAUCAAAUUGGAUAGUACUACAGAGGAGCCUGAACCAGACGAUACACCGAAAUCCCUCCCCGUCUAUGAGAAAGGUGAUCAAGAAUCCAGCCGUAGGAUACCAUGUAAACCAAAAAUUGACAGAGAGAAAGUUCCACUCCCUGUGUUAAAGAUCAAAUAUUUAAAACACAGACCAACAAUUGAUGACCUCCCCAAUAUACGAGAAAAGGCAACACAAGCAAUCAACGACUACUAUCAGAACAUGAGGAAGGCAACUGUGAAAGAUGCCUACACAAACUGGGAGAAAUUGUACGCUGAUACGAUUCGUCCUAAAAAACUACUAGAAAACUUUAGGACAGUAUAUCGUGCCUAUUCGCCCCACAAAGAAGAGGACGCUUUUGUAGUUUGUCCUUGGAUGCCUGGUCCAUAUCGUCACUUCCGGAAUAUUUUCACGAACCGGAAUCAAGGAUCUCCCGAUUUCCGGAUGGAGAGAGUGUACAGGACUUGUAUCAGUCCCGAGUCGACAAACAAGCGACCAUUUAGUGUACAUUAAAUGUCGAAACAAUA